AUGGGAAAGCAGAACAGUAAACUGAGGCCUGAGAUGCUUCAGGACCUGAGGGAGAACACGGAGUUCUCUGACCACGAGCUGCAGGAGUGGUACAAGGGGUUCCUUAAAGACUGCCCUAGUGGACAUCUUAAUGUGGAAGAGUUCAAGAAGAUCUAUGCUAACUUCUUCCCGUAUGGUGAUGCCUCAAAGUUUGCCGAGCACGUCUUUCGCACUUUCGACACCAACAACGACGGCACCAUCGACUUCCGGGAGUUCAUCAUUGCGCUUAGCGUGACAUCACGUGGGAAGCUGGAGCAGAAGCUUAAGUGGGCGUUCAGCAUGUAUGACCUGGACGGUAACGGUUACAUCAGCCGUGAGGAAAUGCUGGAGAUUGUACAGGCUAUUUAUAAGAUGGUUUCAUCAGUAAUGAAAAUGCCAGAGGAUGAGUCCACACCUGAGAAGAGAACAGAUAAGAUCUUCAGACAAAUGGACUUGAACAAUGACGGCAAGCUCUCCCUGGAAGAGUUCAUCAAAGGUGCCAAAAGCGACCCCUCCAUCGUGAGGCUACUGCAGUGUGACCCCAGCAGUGCCUCGCAGUUUUGA
Molecule: messenger RNA, 582 nt
Organism: Chanos chanos (milkfish)
Lineage: Eukaryota; Metazoa; Chordata; Actinopteri; Gonorynchiformes; Chanidae
Gene: hpca
Product: hippocalcin
Exons: 4
Coding region: 1-582 (193 amino acids)
Molecular function (GO): calcium ion binding
Source: RefSeq, a predicted model, not a curated record